AUUUAUUUUAUUGUCAUGGAAUUAUCGGCGAAUCGUUUAUCUUGGACUUUCUUCAUAUUUUUAUGUUUUUUUACUCAAUGACUAAGUAUUUUUAUUGGAAUAUUCCGUACGACAGAUUUUUAAUUCUACAAGACUCGCUUAGCGAUAGAAAAUUGGAAAUGCGAAGUAUAUUUUUAUAAAUAUAUAAACAACGAAUUUUAACAAAUAUGGCAGAAUUGCCGAUCGUAGAGAAGCAGCGAGCUACAAGGUACUUUUUAUAUUUAUAGAAAUUAAACAUUGAUUUUGAUACUUAGGGAAUUAUAAAAUACAUAUUAAUUCAACUCCCAUGGGUAUUUAUAUAAGACUAACAAUUUUAAUAUGAUUUUGUUAAUAGAUCUCGCAUGACCAGUCGUUGAAAUUUGUAAAACCUGUUUGAAUUCUGGUUUUGUCCUGUUGAAACGAGUUAAAAGCUGCAUAUUUUGCGCGAUACUUUAUGAAAUAUAGAGCUAUGUGUAUUCUACUAAUGCUAGUAAAUUCUGCGCCGUAGGCGCCUGGCAGUUUUGCGUUAUAUUGUGUUAUAAAAUGGAAUAUUUUGUCAAUAUAUUUUAUUAUUUUCUCAUAUAUAUGUAUAUAGCAGCCAUUGUUCAAUACUCAAUACAGUCCAUAUAGUAUACAUAAUGUGGUUUCAACCAGUAUUAAAUUGCAUGUCAUUGUCAUUGUCAACUUAGACAUGUUGACACUCAGAAAGGAGCAGAAAAAUUAACUACUUCUUUGCCAGGGUGCGUUCCAUGUAAUCUCUAUGCUGAAGAUACGCCAAUAUUAACUAUAGAUAGUAUUGUAAUUUGCCAAACUCACACCAAAGAUCUUUGGCGUAUUGCACUUAAAAUGCACCCUGGCUUAUUUGUUACCUAUUACAAGUUUACUACAUGAAUCGAACUUUGAUUAUUUUCUAUAUUUACUAUAGUGAACCGAACUUUGAUUAUUUUCUUGUUCUGUCACUUGAUCACUACUGAACAGUUCAACAUUGGUUCAUUCCAGCUGCACACCCUUCCACACAAAGAAAUUGGAGGUUAUCUUCUCUCCCCCUUCGGACUAGACUUGCUCCAAGUCUCUUUCAUGGUCUUUCUGUAUCGAUCCACUGUAGUGUACAUAGUGGAUCGAUGCAUUUUACUAUUACCAGAAGUCAAUUUUACAUGCAUGUAGCCCUCCUUUUCGUCUGUGUGACAUUAGUUAAAGCCUAUAAUCUGUCAGUCAUGAAAGCGAUCGGCUCUGUGACACACUUUCUGGAAGAGUGUAUUGUGUGAGUCAAAAGGUCUGGCACUAGUAUGUAAUUCUUACAUAAUUUGUUCCAUUUGUAGACAUUCAAUUUGGAACAAGCUUUCGGAUUUUGCAAAUGUUUUCAAAGCAUUUAUUGGGUGUAACUAUUUGUCUGUACCAUUUGCUUUCAAACAAAGUGGAUUCUUGGUAAAUAUACACUGGUCUGAUUUCAACAUUUCUGACAAAUAACAAUAUAUUGACCAAUCCAGGAGUUAUGUAAUUGGGCAUGGCUUUGAAAAGAUGGGUGUGGCAGGAGCAUUGAAGUGAUGUUCAGCAAUAACUCACUGAAAUCAUUUUUUCUCGCUGUAAUGCAUCUUCUUCUAACAUGAAACAAUUUUACUCACCAAUGUGAGAGUGCUAGACAUUAACCCUUUAGUUGAGGCCCACCAGAAUGCAACCCAGGUCGCUUGUCACUCAUUUUGUAACUUCUUUGUCGCUUGCUUUAUUGUAACAAAUGUCAAUUUUACUUAUCAAGGGGAGAGCGCUGGCGCUUAAUGGGUUAACUAGCCUAUCUGCCCAUGUGUCUAGUUAACCCAUUGAGUCGCAUUGCGCCCUACUUCUUUGUUUUACUCUGUCUAACGGCAGACAAUUUUACUUGUCAAGGGGAGAGCACUGGCACUUAAUGGGUUAAGGAAUGUCGCCUGUCGGUCAUAACCCCUAGGUGGCCUUGAUGUGCCCUUUAUUAUUUUACUCUGUCUAACGGCAAACAAUUUUACUCAAUCUAAUCAAGGGGAGAGUGCUGACUAUGUGCUGGCACUCAAUGGAUUGAUUGGUUACAAAGCACACCUAUGAGAACUGUCCACAACAGUCUCCACAUAGCAGUUCUGUCAAUCAUUUCUGUUUCUCUUACAUUGCAGCUUGGCAUCAUCGGCCUGAUCAUCAUUGCCUACAUCACGGACCAUUGUUGCGUCCUGAUUGUAAAAUGCAAGAAAGCCGCAAUUGAUCAAAUCAUGAACUCAACCUACUACUGCCCGUAUGACGGGGAGAGCGAAGAAUACCGCAAGGUGGAAAAACAAAAAAUGAAACAAAGACGGAAUUUGGAAUUGGCCAUAACUUACGGCGACUUGGGUCGCAUAGUCCUGGGCCAAUGGGGUAGCCUUAUUGUUAACGCAGCCUUGAUUAUUACCCAGUUUAGUUUCUGUGUUAAUUAUUUCAUAUUUAUGGGUGAUACAAUUACCAGAAUGUUUCCAUUAGCAGACAAGAAUAAGACUCACACACCAACCCCAGUUCCAAAUUCAACUGCAUUGCUAGGGGAGUCGGCUUCUGACAAGCAUCCGGGCGCACCCAAUGUGAUAUUUCUGAUGUUAAUACCAUUCCCAUUUUUCUUGUUACAAACUUACGUUCGCAAAGUACGAAGCCUCGGACCGCUGAGUGCGAUUGCAAACGCAUGUGUAUUUCUGGGAUUUUUUUCUAUUCUUGGAUUUAUCCUAAAAGGUAGUGUAUAUUCCAGUUACUCUUUUAAAACACAUAAAAACUUCUUUUUUUUUUAAAAACUUUUUCCACACAUAUUAUAUGUUACCGGUUGGGAGAACCUCAAUCUUUGAGAUUACAAAAUGUUGGUCUCAAACUCAUUAAUAAUUCAUGAGAUUGAGUAGAUUAGCCAACCAUAUUGCUUUAAUUUGCUCACAUGGUAAUACUGGAUACCUGGUGAAGCAUAUUGAUUCAGUCCCCUCACUUUAAGGGGCCGAUUAUAUGGAGAACUUUCAACCCCGGGGUUGAACUCAGCCCUGUUAACCAGGUUGAAAUUUUUUGCGAUUACAUGGACGAUUUCAACCCCGGGGUUGAAACGCUAUACUAUACGUUCUCGGCAUCGAUUCCCGGAAGUAAAAAAGCCUUUAUUUUGUUUUCUUGUAAUAAAUAGUCACUACCACGUAUGCUCGAAUAACUCAUGAUAAUUUCAGCCCUGGGUUGAAACGGUUACAUGACUGAAGCAGGGUUGAAAUUUCAACCCCGGGGUUGAACUCAGCCCUGGGUUGAAAAUUUUGUCAUGUAAUCGUGCGUUUGAUUUUGAUAGAGUUUUGUAUUACAGACAGAGCUGAAAUUUCAACCCGGUAAACAGGGCUGAGUUCAACCCCGGGGUUGAAAAUGCUCCAUGUAAUGGGCCCCUAAGUAGUGAUUUAUUCGUAUGAGCUAGAUGUCAUUUCAAAUCCUCCAAUUCGGAUUGGCCUAGAUUUCAAGUAAAAUGUGCGGACUUGAAAUCUAGUAAAAGUUGCGCGGAUUUGAAAUCUAGUCUAGUCCUCAUACUCAUAGUCGGAUUUCAUUGAAGUAUUACUUCAGUGUUAUUUGGCGUAUUGUUCGGUGAAAGUUUCCAUUGAUUUUAUGCAAGUUCGUUUAGAUGGAUUAUCAGGCCCAUUCUAAUAAAUCCGACCAUUUGUUUAAUAAUUUCUAUUCUUUGAAGGUAUUGAUUUCAGCAACGUUUACAAAGUCGACAUGUGGAAAUUCUCGACAUUUCCAAUUUUCUUUGGUCAAAUUAUUGGAGCUUAUGAAGGCAUCGGAACAGUUAAGUGACGAAAAUUUUUUACUUGAUGACGACCUUUUUGUCUUUUUCAACUUAAUAAGUUCUUGGCCGCAAAUCAAUUAAAAAACCUUAUUUCUUAGCCAUGUUUCCUGAAGAUGGGUAAACUAUAGGAAACAUUGUUUCCCGAUUUGUCCACCUUUGGGAAACAUGGCUAGGAAACAAUGUUUCCUGUUUCAGAACCAUCGGCUCAGAGAUACGAAAAACCAGUUUCACAUUAUUCUAAUAAUAUGAAACUGUUUCCUGGGUUCUCCAUCUUCAGGAAACAUGGCUAGGAAACAAUGUUUAUAAAACUACUUUAUAUUUAUUUACUGCUUUAUAAAACAAAAAUUCUCGUCUUAUUUUAGAUUAUUCCAAUCGAAGCAAGCAUGAAAGAGAAUCGCAAAAACUUUCGCAACUAUCUUCACGGCGCUAUACUACUCCUUUCUAUUAUUCUUGGAACUUUUGGAAUAUUUGGCUACAUUCAUUUCACCGAUGACGUUGAACAAUUAAUCAGUGACAACCUCCCCUACGGAACAUUGUCAAUAAUAGUUCAAAUAACCUUAUGUGUGGGCAUACUGUUUACGUAUCCCUUGCAAAUAUUCCCGGUGGUUCAAAUUGCGGAGAAUUUCUUGUUUAAAGAGACGAAAGAGCGUAGCACGUUUACCGCAAGUUUUAACAGCGAGCAUGCGAGUAUACACUCUGGUACCCCGGGACUUCAAUAUGGGAACAUAACGCCGGGGGAUGAAAGUUCAGGUGAUGAAAGUUCCGAUACGGCGGAGCAGAAUUCCGCGAACAGAAGCGCGGAGGAAAUGGGUUCUAUUUCGAAAGGUGGUUAUAGCUUGUUAGUUCGAAGGCCUGGAGGCUUGUGUUCGUGUGAUAUGGUUAGUGAUUGAACUGGAUAAUUUAUACUGGAUAAUUUAUACUGGAUAAUUUUAUAGGCUCUGAACUGUUCUUCCUAGAGGUCCAGUAAGGAUCAUCUCUUAUUGAUCCAGUGUUACUACAGGAGGAAACCUGAACUAAACUAACUUUAUUUAUAAUGGAUAGCUCUAUUAGUUCUAAACUGUUCUUCCUAGAGGUCCAGUAAGGAUCAUCUCUUAUUGAUCCAGUGUUACUACAGGAGGAAAUCUAAAAUAAAGUAACUUUACAGUAUCUAUACUAUAUAGAUAUCUAUCAGUUCUAAACUGUUCUCCUAGAGAUCUAGUAAGGAUCAUCUCUUAUUGAACCAGUGUUACUACAGGAGGGACCCUAAACUAAAUUAAAUUUAUUUAUACUGGAUAGCUCUCUCAGUUCUAAACUGUUCUUUCUAGAGGUCCAGUAAUUAAGGAUCAUCUCUUAUUGAUCUAGGGUUACUACAGCAGGAAACCUAAACUAAACUAACUGUAUUUAUACUGGAUAGCUCUAUUAGUUCUAAACUGAUCUCCCUAGAGGCUAGAGGUCCAGUAAGAUCCUUCCUGAACAAUGUAAACAAUCAUUUCUAAACAAUCUUAUUCCACCUUACAGGGCUGGUCAACCUGGAAACGAAAUAUCGUGCGUACAAUUCUAGUGAUCUUGUCAUUUGGUGUGGCGUACGUUUCCCGAAACUAUUAUGCAUAUAUUGCGGCGAUAUCUGGCUCAAUAGGCAGUUCCUUACUGGCGUUUAUUUUGCCCUGUAUAUUUCACUUGAUUAUAAAGAGAGACACACUGCCAACCUAUAUCGUGGCUAAAGAUAUAUUGCUCAUCAUUUUCGGGAUAAUUGCAGGAAUAGUCGGUUUUGUUACAACUUUAAUCAAAAUUAUAAAAUAAGUUAAUAUCGGUGUUUCACGGUAGGUAAUGUAGGGAGGCUCAGAUGUGACUAUCACUGUACCUCUUACAGGCUUAAUACGCAUUUGAUUGGUAGAGUAAAUGCAUUUGAUUGCAGGUCAAUAGUAGUGGUAGGGGACGCGGUCGAAAUCUGAACAUCUCUAAUAUUACAAAAAGAGAUUUGAUUUUUAAUUUUAUAUAACGAAUCCAGGGUGUAUUACUCCGAAAAAAAUGGUCUUCUGUCAAUCACAACGAUAUUUCGAAAGUUUUGUUAUUUGACAUCGUUUUGAAGGAAGAUUAUAUAGUAAGUUUGAAAAUUUAGAUUAGGAUUUUGCAAUUUCUAACAUUGUUUGGUUUCACAUUGGUUGAUAAUUUGGUAUAUUUUCGGAUUUUUAAUAAAAUAUGCGAAAACAUUUUUCGAGUGAUAUGCCCUCGUUUUAUAACGUAAGUUUUUAAAAUUUAGAAUAUACGAUAUGC
Paramuricea clavata is the source of this 6049-nucleotide messenger RNA. The record is from the annotation of a GenBank genome assembly. NCBI's taxonomy places the organism in Eukaryota, Metazoa, Cnidaria, Anthozoa, Malacalcyonacea, Plexauridae.